AUGGGAUAUUAUUUGGCGGAUGGGAUAUACCCAAGCUGGCCCGUCUUUGUGAAGUCGAUCAAGCAUCCGGUCGGGCCAAAGAAGAGCUACUUUGCGACCCGGCAAGAGGCAGCGCGCAAGGAUGUUGAGCGCGCAUUUGGUGCGCUCCAGAAUCGAUGGGCGAUGGUGAGGGGUCCGACACGGCAGUGGUAUAUCCCCAACAUCGGCGACAUCAUGUACGCGUGUAUCAUUCUGCACAACAUGAUUGUCGAAAGUGAAGGGGACGAAUUGACUCAGUGGAACAGCGAAGAUGACACGGGUGCCGGACCCAGCCACGGCGUGGCCACCGCGAAUGUGAACAUGGGUGUACCUCAUGGAGAGGUUGAGCGGUUGUGCGCAUUUACCGACAUGCGGCAAAGAAAUGCCCAUAUUCGACUUCAGGAGGAUAUCAUCGAAGAGGUUUGGACGCGGAGGGGUGGACACUGA
This is a messenger RNA of Salvia hispanica, 465 nucleotides long. The record is from RefSeq and is a predicted model, not a curated record. Lineage: Eukaryota; Viridiplantae; Streptophyta; Magnoliopsida; Lamiales; Lamiaceae.